AUGGCAAUUGCUGAAGUCUUUCUUAGCGCAUUCAUUACCGUGCUGUUUGAGAAAUUGGCUUCUUCUGAUCUGAUCAGGAUGGCUCGAUCUGCAGGAAUCUAUUCCGAGCUCAACAAAUGGAAAGAUACCUUGUCCCAGAUCCAAGCUGUGCUUGUUGAUGCAGGCCGAAAGCACAUAACCCUCAUUGCUGUUCAGUUAUGGCUAAACAAACUCCAGCUUUUGGCUUACGAAAUAGACGAUGUACUUGAUGAUUUGGCCACUCAAGCUCUGAGGCGCCAGUUGAAUCAGCAAUCUCAUAAUGCCAGCACCAUGAGUAAGGUAUUAAAGACCAUUCCAACUUGUUGUACUAAUUUCACUCCUCAUAAAAUUAAGUAUGGUCAUAAGAUGAGUUCUAAACUCGAUGAGAUUUCAACCAAACUCCAUGAUCUUGUCGAGGAGAAAAACCUUUUGGGUUUGAAUGAUAAUGUUGGAAGGUCAAAUAAAACAAUUAAAAGAUUGGAGGAAACUUCACUAGUUGACGUCUCUACAAUCGUGGGUAGGGAAACAGAUAAGAAGGCAUUGCUCGGGAAGCUGUUAGACAAUGAAUCAUGUAGUCAAAACAUCAGCGUCCUGUCUGUUGUUGGUCUGGGUGGAAUUGGCAAAACCACUAUUGCAAAGAUUCUGUACAAUGAUGAGAAAGUGAAGGAUCACUUUGAACUCAAGUCAUGGGUCAGUGUUUCUGAUGAGUUUGAUGUAUUUAAUAUUAGUAAAACCAUUUUUAAAGAUGUAGGUGGGGAUGACAAUCUUAAUCAACUUCAAGUGGCUCUUACUGAAAAACUUUCAAAGAAAAGGUUCCUAAUUGUUCUAGACGAUGUAUGGAAUGAAGACUAUAACAAGUGGGAACUCCUCCAACGCCCGUUUGUUGUAGGGGCACCCGGAAGUAAGAUUAUUGUCACUACCCGGAAUAGUAAAGUUGCAUUGGUGAUGGGUUCUUCUCAAUCUUAUCCUUUAGAGCUUAUGUCGGAUGAAGAAGCCCUGUCUUUGUUGGCCCAACAUGCACUGGGUAAACAAAAUUUUGAUUCGCAUCCGACUCUUAACUUGUAUGGAGAAGGUUUCGUGAAGAAAUGUGGCAGAUUGCCGUUGGCGUUGAAAACACUUGGAAGGAUGUUGAGAACAAAAUCAAGUGAUGACGAAUGGGAGGAGUUGUUAAGUAGUGAGAUAUGGAAUUUACCGAAUGAAGGUAAUAUUCUUCCCGCCCUAAGACUAAGUUACUAUGAUCUCCCUCCACAUUUGAAGCCUAUGUUUGCUUAUUGCUGCUUAUUCCCUAAGGAUUACGUGUUUCGGAAGGACGAACUCGUCCUGCUCUGGAUGGCAGAAGGCUUUUUGUACCGGUCAAAAGGCAGCAAGUCAAUGGAGAGUUUAGGUAGUGAGUGUUUUGAAGAGCUAGUGUCGAGAUCGUUUUUUCAGCACUCAACUAAUAAUAAAUCACAAUAUACAAUGCACGAUCUUAUAAAUGACCUGGCAAUAAGUGUUGGAGGGGAGUUCUUUUUUAUGUUGGGUGAGAAGAAUGCCGUUGGCGGAAGAAAUGAAGCUUUGGAGAAGCUCCACCACUUUUCAUUUAUUCGUCAAAAAUAUUUAAUAUACGGAAAGCUCAAGGCACUAUAUACCGCGAGACGCUUGCGAACAUUCUUACCGGUGCCAGUAAUGAUCAUUAGAUUCCAACAUUUCUAUUUAUCAAGCAAGAUCCUUACAGAAUUACUUCCCCAACUACAGUUUUUAAGGGUGCUAAGCCUAGCUGGUUAUGUAAUCACAGUGGUACCACGGUCCAUUGGCAAUCUCAAACAUUUGCGGUACCUCAACUUUUCUGAAACUCACAUCACUUGUUUACCGGAACAAGUCGGUAACUUGUACAAUCUCCAGAGCUUGUUGCUUUCUGGUUGUUACCGACUAUCAAGCUUGCCAGACAGUCUCACAAAGCUGAUAAACCUGCGACAUCUUGACAUCGAUGAUACCGCAAGUUUGAAAGAGUUGCCCAUGGGGAUAAGUGGAUUGACUAGUCUACAAACUCUAUCCAAAGUUAUUAUAGGAGAUGCUAAUGGGUUCAAAAUAUCCCAUCUUAGGGACCUACAACAUCUUCAAGGCCGGCUUGCCAUUGAAGGAUUGCAUAAAGUGACUAAUUCAACCCACGCAAAGGAAGCCAACCUACAACAAAUGAAGGGUGUUCGUGAUUUGAAGAUGGAAUGGAGCGACGUCUUUAAUGAUUAUCGAAAUGAGUUGAUUGAGUGUGAAGUACUUGAAGGACUAAAGCCUUUUAAGAAGUUGACCAAAAUCGUGAUAUCGAACUACGCAGGAACAAAAUUUCCAAAUUGGCUUGGGGAUCCCAUAUAUGAUUGCUUAACCCAAAUUAUGUUAUUUCGUUGUAGAGGUUGUACAUGCUUACCAACACUUGGACAUCUACCGUCCCUUCAAAAGCUGUUUGUUAGGAGCAUGAAUGGGUUGAAGAGGGUGGGCUCAGAGUUACUUGGAACCGGAAAUGGUAAUGCAUUUCCAUCACUUGAAGUUUUGAGAUUUAUAGAUAUGGAGGGUUGGAAGGAAUGGUCAACUAUACAUGGGGGUGGCAAAGAUGGAACCGCUGUAUCAUUUCCCCGUCUUAGUGAGAUUUAUAUUGAAAACUGUCCGAAACUGGAUGUAUUGACAAUUGAGCCAAUACAUUCACUUCGGGUUCUUCAUGUAGAAAAAUGUUCAGCAGUGGCGUUAAGAAGCAUGAUUGACGUGUCUUCAACAAUUACUAGAUUGACAGUGGAGGAAGUUAAUGGACUUCCUACUCUGCUAGAUGGAGAUUUUUUGGAGCAUCUUAAGGCUGUUGAAUAUCUAAAGAUUUCAGGUUGUGAUGAACUCACAUACUUGUGGGAAUCAGAAGAGGAGGCAUGCAAGAUUCUUGUUAAUUUACAGGAGUUGGAAGUAGAAAAGUGUAAGAACUUGAUAAGAUUGGAAGAGAAAAAGGCGGAUUUGGUGAUGUGCAUGAAAUCUCUUAGAAGUGUAAGACUUGAUAAUUGUGUGAGAUUGGAGAGUUACCAUUGUGGUUCAGAUAGUAAUGAAAAUUUGAUGAUAUCAUUUUGUGAUUCAGUAACAUCCUUGACCUUCCCAGGAGUGGAUGGUCAUCACUUGCCAUCCACUUUUAAGAGUCUCCGAGUUUGGGUAUGUCAUAAUGUGGAGGUGAAUUGGCUUCUGAGCAACUUCUUGUCAUCACUUACAUCUCUUACUCUAUGUGAAAUUCCAAGUUUGAGGUUGUUACCAGAAGGAUGCUUACUUCAUCUCACCCACUUGACAAUAUGGGCAACUGAAAUAGAAGCCAUUCCAGAGAAAGGCUAUGGUUUUCUUCCGCAUCUUUGCCUGAGAUAUCUUUCGAUCUUUGAGUGCAAGAAUAUGAAGUCAUUUCCACAUAAGCAAUUGCAAAGUCUCACAUAUUUGGAAGACAUGUUGAUAAGGGAUUGUCCAAGCAUAAACUACUCAUUUCCUGGUGGUUUGUGGCCUCCUAAUUUAAGGAAGUUAGAAAUAGGAGGAUUAAAGAAGCUGAUGUCAGAGUGGGGGAUGCAGAAUUUCCCAAACUCACUUGUGAAACUAUCGUUAGAUGGUGAAACUUCAGGAGAAGUGGUUUCAUUUGCAAAUGCAGAAGAUAGCAAUACUGCUACUACUUCAACAUCAUCACCGUCAUCAUGUUCUUUCUUACUUCCAUCAUCUCUGACUUCUCUUGAAAUCAGAAAUUUUGAGGAACUGGAAACAAUUUCAAAAGGAAUGGAGCACCUCACCUCCCUUGAAAAACUUGAAAUCUUCGACUGCCGGAAGCUAAGAGAUCUGCCAGAGACACUCCUCCCUUCUUUCUCAAGUUUAUCUGUGGGUGAUGUUUCCCGGGAACUGAGAAGAAAGUGUAGUAACGGAAUAGUAACAGGAAAGUACUGGCCCAUCAUCUCCCAAAUCCCUGAUCAUGACAUAUAA
This is a messenger RNA of Erigeron canadensis, 3975 nucleotides long. RefSeq names its product putative disease resistance RPP13-like protein 1. The transcript is spliced from 2 exons. The coding region runs from base 1 to 3975 and encodes 1324 amino acids. Lineage: Eukaryota; Viridiplantae; Streptophyta; Magnoliopsida; Asterales; Asteraceae. Gene Ontology annotation, molecular function: ADP binding. Gene Ontology annotation, biological process: defense response to other organism. The record is from RefSeq and is a predicted model, not a curated record.